AGCUCCCGGCUGUUUCACUCCGAGAGGCUUGCAUUCGGACUCCUCCAUCGGUCUGGGUUCAUGACCCGCCGGUUAGAUUGCAUUCCGAGCUUGCGCAUUUUCCAGACUUCCUACUUGUCUUCACAUACCCAACUUCUUGACCCUCUCAAUACGUGAAUCAACCUCGCUCUGCCUGAACCCGUGCUAUUUCAUCGAGUCGUGAGGAAAUACGGCGGUAUAAGUUCGACCUCCGGAGUGCCCCACAAGAUGACCGUCUUAGUACCCCGGAAGAUCAUCCUCAAGCGCAUAGCGCACACGUACUAUAAUUACACAAAUCUCGAGAAAGCAGUGCAAUUUCUAAAGGACUUCGGGUUUACAGAAGAGAAAAGAGUCGGCGACGACAAGGUGUACUUGCGCGGCUACGGCACGGAACCAUGGGUCAUCUGCGCCGUGAGGGCCAACAAGGACGAAUUUGGCGGCGUCGGGUAUGUGGUCGAAUCCGAGGAAGAUCUCCAGCACGCAGCAGAGACUUUGCCCAAGGCGAGUAAGAUAUAUGAGCUGGCCGAUGCGCCUGGAAAGGGUAGAUGUGUCACGUUCCUCGAUCCGGUAGACGAGUCUCCCUUCCACCUGGUGUACGGACAGGAGACUGUGGAGAUGCUUGAUAUUCCACUGCCCCACGAGGCUGUCAACUAUCCGACCGAGAAGAACAGAGCAGUCAAUAAAACGCAACGCUUCAGGAGGCGGCCAGCUCCUGUGCAUAAGCUCGGCCACUGGGGUCACUGUACAACUGAUUUUGCUAAAUCUUUCGAAUUCUACACAACACGUUUCAACUUCCGCCCAAGCGAUGCGAGUAUUUCCUUGCACACAAUCCUCCCUGUUUCUUUGUCUUUCAAGCUGGCGCAUUGCUUACAUGGUAUCCAGAUCGUCCACGACGAAGACGGCGCCGAUGUCACGUCUUUCUUCCGCCUAGACCGCGGCAAGGAGCAAGUCGAUCACCACUGCUUCUUCUUUUAUCAAGGUCCCAAAUUCAAGGUCCAUCACACAUCAUACGAAACGCACGACUUCAACACCCAGGUUCUCGGACACGACUGGCUGCGAGAGAAAGGCUACAGAAAUUGCUGGGGUGUCGGAAGACACGUGUUGGGUAGUCAGAUAUUCGAUUACUGGUUUGAUACGGCGGGCUUCAUCAUGGAGCACUACGUCGACGGCGACUUGAUGGAUGAUACAGAACCCACAAAACGAUCAAAGGCGUCUCCUGAUGGUCUUCAUGUCUGGGGACCGGAUGUACCAAGUCAUUUCUUGGCAGGCGGGACCGAGUAGGUCGCGUCCCUGGCAUAGAGGGUUCGGACAUAAGCGUCGUAUUUUGAUGAAAGAAGCCAAAAACACAAACUGGUCGCUACAUGAUGCAAGUGUCACGACAGCAUCUUUCGAACAAGACAGGCCGUAGACUUUGAGCAUUAAUUAAUUCGUACUAUCAUGAUAAACCGUCCUACAUCGCGCUAGCCCUCAGCGUCACACAUUCACUCAUCCCCGUAACCGGCUCAUCGACGGAUCGUACAGUGGCUCAGGGGUUACGGUGGCCUUGAUCCGCCGUCCAAAAUACUCUAGCUCCACCGAAUCGCCCUCUUGCACCGCGCUAGGUAGGUAUGCGUAUGCUAUGGGCUUGCCGACCGUGUAGCCAAACGCCGCACUCGUGACAUAGCCCUGCGGGCUACCAUUGACGAAUACCGGCUCCUUGCCGAGUACCAUCGAACGUCC
Messenger RNA from Truncatella angustata, 1737 nucleotides. Its product is annotated as Glyoxalase/Bleomycin resistance protein/Dihydroxybiphenyl dioxygenase. Gene Ontology annotation, biological process: L-methylmalonyl-CoA metabolic process. The transcript has 4 exons. The record is from RefSeq and is a predicted model, not a curated record. Gene Ontology annotation, cellular component: mitochondrion. Bases 247 to 1299 code for a protein of 350 amino acids. Gene Ontology annotation, molecular function: methylmalonyl-CoA epimerase activity. Lineage: Eukaryota; Fungi; Ascomycota; Sordariomycetes; Amphisphaeriales; Sporocadaceae.